Toxorhynchites rutilus septentrionalis is the source of this 928-nucleotide messenger RNA. It is a transcript of the gene Rrp40, whose product is annotated as exosome complex component RRP40. Gene Ontology annotation, biological process: nuclear polyadenylation-dependent rRNA catabolic process; CUT catabolic process; TRAMP-dependent tRNA surveillance pathway. The record is from RefSeq and is a predicted model, not a curated record. NCBI's taxonomy places the organism in Eukaryota, Metazoa, Arthropoda, Insecta, Diptera, Culicidae. The transcript has a single exon. Bases 146 to 862 code for a protein of 238 amino acids. Gene Ontology annotation, cellular component: nuclear exosome (RNase complex); cytoplasmic exosome (RNase complex). Gene Ontology annotation, molecular function: RNA binding.
UUCAAGGCGCCUUGAUCUGAAUGAAUAGCGACUCAAAUAACAUUAACAAAUGAAUGUAAAUAAAUACCGCUUCACGUGCUGCAAAAUAUAAACACGCCGUACAGUUAAUAAAUAAUAUAGAUACUGCUCUCAACAUAAUUAUCAAAUGAUGAUAGCAAACGUGGGGUCACCCGUUCUGCCUGGAUUUCGCGUGGAAGAAGCGGUAGAGAUAGCCAAAACGAAUAAAAAGGUUGUUCUCGGACCCGGCUUGAGACAGGAUAAGGACGACAUGGUGAUAGUUUGUAAAAGUGGUGUUCUUCGGAAAAAGCAUCCCAACACAUUUUGGGUGGACUGCUAUCAGAAACGAUACGUACCCAAUCGGGGUGAGAUUGUGAUUGGAAUCGUGGUGCAAAAGGCAGGAGAUAUUUUCCGGGUAGACAUCGGUGCUAGCGAGUCAGCAUCGUUAUCCUAUAUGGCAUUCGAGGGAGCCACCAAGAAGAAUCGUCCGGAUGUUAAUGUGGGAGACGUUAUAUGUGCCCGAUUGCUGAUUGCCAACAGAGACUUGGAACCGGAACUCAUCUGCGUUGAUUCUCAUGGUAAAAAGGCUAAAUUGGGCGUGUUACACGAGGGACUAGUCUUCAACUGUGGCAUCAACUUGGUGAGGAAAAUUUUGAACCCGAAGUGUGCUUUUUUGGAUCUGCUGGCUAAGGAAAUGUCCUUCGAAAUGGCUGCCGGCAUGAAUGGACGAAUAUGGAUUAAAGGGAAGACGGUGAAACAGACGAUUGCCCUGGGGAACGCGAUUCUGGCGGUGGAAUUUAAAUCUAAUGACGAACUAAAGGAUCUCUGCGAUGAUAUAGGAAGUUAUGUAGCUGGAUUUUCGUGAAUGUAACCUCAUAGAAAUACAUUUUUAUUAUAAAAUUCGAUGUGUUUUUCUUCCAAUAAAAAGAGC